AUGUCGGUUAUGGUGGCGAGGAAGAAGGUGGUUCGGAAAUGGGAGAAGCUGCCGGGCAGGAACACCUUCUGCUGCGACGGCCGCAUCAUGAUGGCCCGGCAGAAGGGCAUCUUUUACCUGACGCUCUUCCUCAUCCUUGGCACCUGCGCCCUCUUCUUCGCCUUUGAGUGCCGGUACCUGGCGGUGCAGCUGUCCCCGGCCAUCCCGGUGUUUGCCGCAGUCCUCUUCCUCUUUGCCAUGGCCACGCUGCUGCGCACCAGCUUCAGCGACCCCGGCGUCAUCCCCCGGGCCCUGCCCGACGAGGCUGCCUUCAUCGAGAUGGAGAUCGAGGCCACCAACGGGACAGUGCCACAGGGCCAGCGCCCGCCGCCACGGAUCAAGAACUUCCAGAUCAACAACCAGAUCGUGAAGCUCAAGUACUGCUACACCUGCAAGAUCUUCCGCCCGCCCCGUGCCUCCCACUGCAGCAUCUGUGACAACUGCGUGGAGCGCUUCGACCAUCACUGCCCCUGGGUGGGCAACUGCGUGGGGAAGAGGAACUAUCGCUACUUCUACCUCUUCAUCCUCUCGCUCUCACUCCUCACCAUCUACAUCUUCACCUUCAACAUAGUCUACGUAGCACUGAAAUCUCUGAAGAUUGGGUUUCUGAACACGUUGAAGGAAACCCCAGGGACUGUACUGGAGGUGCUCAUCUGUUUCUUCACCCUGUGGUCAGUGGUGGGGUUAACUGGGUUCCACACCUUCCUGGUGGCACUGAACCAGACAACCAACGAAGACAUUAAGGGGUCCUGGACUGGGAAGAACCGCGUGCAGAACCCCUACAGCCAUGGCAACAUAGUGAAGAACUGCUGCGAGGUGCUCUGUGGGCCUCUGCCCCCCAGCGUCCUGGACCGCAGGGGCAUCCUGCAGCAGGAGGAGAGCACAGCUCAGGAGCCCUGCCCACGGGGGCCCAGCGCUGCAGAGCCCACAGCGGGGCAGGCGGAGGAGAGCCGGGUGCAGCAGAAGGGUGCCAGCCCUCCUCACCCCCCUGCUGCCCCUGCACCGCCCCUGAGCACUGCGGAGAUGUCGGAGGAGAAGCAGCAGACGCCUGGGGAGCUCCUGGUCCCGUCCCGGGACGCUGGGCAAGCAGAGCAGUAG
Messenger RNA from Indicator indicator, 1137 nucleotides. It is a transcript of the gene ZDHHC9, whose product is annotated as zinc finger DHHC-type palmitoyltransferase 9. Gene Ontology annotation, cellular component: endoplasmic reticulum; Golgi apparatus. NCBI's taxonomy places the organism in Eukaryota, Metazoa, Chordata, Aves, Piciformes, Indicatoridae. Gene Ontology annotation, molecular function: protein-cysteine S-palmitoyltransferase activity. Gene Ontology annotation, biological process: peptidyl-L-cysteine S-palmitoylation; protein targeting to membrane. The record is from RefSeq and is a predicted model, not a curated record. The transcript is spliced from 9 exons. The coding region runs from base 1 to 1137 and encodes 378 amino acids.